AUGCCAAAAACCCAUACGUGUUCAACCUGUGAUUCACUAAAUAUUAUAAUAAGUUCAAAUAACGCUAAUGAAUCUGAGGUUGAACAUCUCCAAGUAAAAUUACGCCUACAUCAAACUCGCGCGCAGGCAAAGCAGCAAAACCUUAAAGACGAAAUAAAGAAAAAUGAAGAAAUUCACAACACCGACAUAAUUUCAUUUGACUUGCAACAAACCUUACCCACACCUUCAUUGACUGUUGGCGUAGCAUUUUACCUUAGAAAAGCAUGGACCUACAAUCUUGGCAUACAUGAUUGUGUAUCUGGGCAAGGUCAUAUGUUUAUGUGGACAGAGUCAGUUGCAAAAAGAGGAAGUUCCGAAAUUGCUAGUGUACUUCUAAAGUAUAUAACCAGUAAGCCAACAAGAUCUGAAAAUCUUGUUGUCUUUACUGAUGACUGCGGGGGCCAAAACAAGAAUUGGUUAAUAAUGGUUUUGUGGCUGCAUUUAGUUAGGGAAAAAUUUUACAAAACCAUAGAACAUCGUUUUCUCGUAUCUGGUCACACUCAUUUGCCUUCAGAUAGAGAUUUUGCUUUAAUAGAAAAACAUAAAAAAUAUGUUACACAAGUAUUUUCUCCAGAAGAAUGGUUUGAAAUUGUGAGAAAAUCGAACAGGAAAAAUCGAACAAGACGAUUUUUAUAG
Messenger RNA from Diabrotica virgifera virgifera (western corn rootworm), 675 nucleotides. RefSeq lists its product as uncharacterized. The transcript has a single exon. The record is from RefSeq and is a predicted model, not a curated record. NCBI's taxonomy places the organism in Eukaryota, Metazoa, Arthropoda, Insecta, Coleoptera, Chrysomelidae. Bases 1 to 675 code for a protein of 224 amino acids.